Brassica napus (rape) is the source of this 2154-nucleotide messenger RNA. Its product is annotated as meiosis-specific protein ASY2-like. The transcript has 5 exons. NCBI's taxonomy places the organism in Eukaryota, Viridiplantae, Streptophyta, Magnoliopsida, Brassicales, Brassicaceae. Bases 1 to 2154 code for a protein of 717 amino acids. The record is from RefSeq and is a predicted model, not a curated record.
AUGCCUCCGAGAAGUCGAUUGUCGCGAGAAGAGAAAGGGAAGGACGUCGCAGAUUCUCCGAGUCCGACCAGAGAUGUGUCGGCGACCGGUAGUCCUCUGGACGAUUUCGAUUUGAUUCAUCGCGAUGCUCUUCGGGACACGGAAAACAUGACUCUAUCUCAGCGUCUUUUGGUCGCUGAUGCUCAUAGGAUGAUUCGUGAUGAAGACGCCGAUCGUGUUGAAGUCGGGAGCAGUGAUGUGAGCGGAAGUGAGGAUAGAGGGAGAGAUCAAGGCGAUACUGCGACUGGUUCCAAACGUGGCGACACUGAUGAGUCUGAUCGGUCUCCGACACCUUUGAGACAGGUCCGCAAGAGAGUUUGUUUCGAGCAGAUAGACUGUCGCCCAACUAUUUACCAUCCUGGUGGGAUCUUCGAAGAGCUGGCUCCGCUGCCACCCGGACUGCUACGGGACCCGUGGGCUCAGUCGUGGGGGAACGUGUUUGGAUCUUCUGCUUCUCAUCAUACCGUGAGGAAUCUGUUAAGGGCGAGCGGUGGUGCUGGCGUUACUUACAUCAUCCCGUCUGCCGAGCAGCGUCCCUGGUCGCCUCCGGUCGGUUACCAAUGUGUGUAUGAGUCCUAUUUCGGGGAUCAUACGAAGCUAUGGUUCCCGAUUCCCCGGUUAGUGACGUCCUACGCAUUCCGCCGAGACAUUGCCAUUUCAAAACUUUUGAACGGGUCGUUGCGAAUAGCCGUCAUGCUAAUGGUAAUGGCAGCUGAGAUGGACAUCUCGAAGAGCGUGAGGGUCUUCGAGGAGUUGACUUUCACGAAGGCGGAGCCAAACGGGAUCUUCUCGGUGAAAAUGCGUUCGAACUACAACGUCCUGACCGGUCAUCCAAAUAAGACGGAGGAUUGGCAACGCGCGUAUUUCUUUGUGAAAUCAGAUGAACAUGCUUUCGAAGAGCCGUCGGGGGACGACUACCGCGUUCUGUGGAACCGGCAACUCGUUCGUCAUCCGAAUACGAUCGCCUACCCCGAGAAGUUUUUCGAAAGUGCUCAAGCGAUCGCGGCGCAUAGUCAUCUUCUUGAUUGGGAGUCGAGGCUUCCUUGCGUUCUAGGUCCUCGUAAAUCGCGCCUCCCUUUGUUUACUCGCAAAAAACAGAGACUUCUCGACAAAGCCAGAGAAAUGGACGGAGUUUCGGAUCUAAGCGCUCUGUGGUGGAACCUCCCGAGAAGGAGCCUCCAGAGAUGGAGCCUCCAGAGAGGAGGGCCCUAUUGCAACCGAUCAAGGGGGCAAGGCAGAGACUUCUACUUUUGUCCCAAGAAGAAGAAAAAGACCAAAAGGACUAAGGUGGGAGCGACUGACGAGGUUCCUCCCAAAGAGUCUGCUCCCAUCGAUGCGACUUCCGACGGUUCGAAGUCCAAAAAGAAGAAGGAUGGGAGAAAAAGGUCUCGUGGCGGGGCAGAAGGGCAAGAGGCCGUUUUAGUCGGGGCGGCAUCAGAUGGUCACCCGAGGAAGAGAACUAAGAGGUCUGUUGAGGCAGAGCCCCGUCCUUCUACCUCCGACGCGAACGCUGCUGACGCGGCCAUAGUCGACGCUGUUGGGGAGGCCAGCGGUACUCCUGGAAACCUGUCAGAGGAAAGGAGGAAAACCUGCUCGCGAGAAGGAGGUUCUGGUGGUGAGCCCGCGAGGUCUACUCCAGACUCUUCUGCGAGAAAAAGGUCUGGAUCUGAAGGUUCCGUAGCGAAGAGAAAGAGGGUCGAAUUCCCUGAUCGCGUCGAGUUCUCCUACAACGAAACAACUCCCCUGAUCCUUAAUCCCCUUAGGUGUGCGGAGCUGACGCGUCAAAUUCGUGGUGGGACGAAGGAGAUUCCGCAACUGGAAGACCUUUACUUCAAGAAUGAAUACAUCGACGCUGCUUCCUCGAGAGCGCGGAGUGACGGGAGCAUGAACUUCCCUGUUGAGAAAUACAACAGCGCCCUGAAGCAGACGAUGAUCCAGUUGGGAUCUUCGGAGAAGCUCGCUCAAGCAAGAUUGAAGGCCAUUAAGAGGGUAAGGGCCGAGCAUAAGAAGGCUAACGAGAAGGCUGCGAAGGAGAAAGAAGUUCUUCGAGUGAAGUUCGAAGAGCUGGAGGGUAAGCUCAAAUCCGCCGGCGCGGCCAAGAAAGAGCUUGCCUGA